UCUUGUGAUUGGUCGCUUGAUAUUUGGGAACAGAAUCGUGGGAGAAAGUUCUGGGAGAUAAUUCUACCAAAUCAUUUUGAUGACAGACUUUGACUCAGACAUUUCAGAAUGACAAAAACAACAUUUGAGAUGCUGUGUAACUAGCUUGCUCUGCUGGUUAGUCCUGUUAUGCGAGCCACCGAACCCAGUUCCGACACAAAAAAGGUUGAUUUUACUCCAAACAAAGUCAGCACCUUAGGACAUGGCUACUGUGGGAGAAGAUGCAAUAGAAACAGCAGCUCUGGGGAGACCCUUUCAACUGGGAAUGCUGUACGACUGCAGAAAAGAUGCAAUAGUACCAGGAAUCACGCUUUGGGAUCGAGAGCAGCUGCAGCUUAACAAAGAUGUUUUUUCGCAAAGUAGCACCGAGUUCACAAUUACAACUUCAGACACAAUUGAGGAAAAAACAAAGCUCCUAAAAGUUGAUGGUGAACUGAAACUGAGUCUUGUGGGAGGAAAUGUCACAGUAAAUGGUGCAGCCAGAUAUUUCAAUGACACUAAAAAGUCAUUUCAACAAGAGAGGUUGACGCUGCACUACAGAGUUAACACCAAGUUCAAGCAGUUGACUAUGAAUCACUUGGCACAAGGAAAAUUGGAUCACUGUGAUGUGUUUGAUCAUGAUGUAGCAACACACGUGGUUACAGCAGUGCUAUACGGAGCAGAUGCCUACUUUGUGUUUGAUAGAGAGGUGAAUUUAUCUGAGGAUAAAAUGAAUGUACAGGGAGAACUACAGAUUGCCCUUGAUAAACUGAAGAAUAUUUGUUCUGGAGGUGCACAGGUAGGGUUAGACAUGAAUGAAAAUGAGAAGGCUACAGUGAAAAAAUUUAGUUGUACAUUUUAUGGUGAUUUCAUGUUGCCCUCGAAUCCAUCAACCUUUGAAGAUGCUGUGAAGGUUUACACUGAUCUUCCAAAGAUGCUUGGACAGAACGGAGAACAUGCAGUUCCAGUUAAAGUGUGGCUUUUUCCUCUGGUCAAACUGAACUCAAGAGCAGCCAAACUUCAAAGAAACGUCUCUUGUGAUCUCAUUAGAGCUGUGGAGUCAGUAAUCGAGGCUUUAAAUAUCAUGGAGAUGAAAUGUGGUGACCUGUUGCAAGAUACAGUGGCAAAAUCCUUCAGCACAUUUCACAAGCAAGUUCAGGAUUUUCAGAAAUUCUCUUUUGAGUACAAGCGAGAUUUCAUGACAAAACUAGGGUCCCUCCUGCCAGAAAUCCGUGGAGGUAAAUCAGAUAUAAAUGCCCUGAGUGAACUUCUAGAAGCCCAUGAAAAAUCUCCUUUUAAUACCUGUGAUAUUCAGCAGUGGAUAAAUGUGAAGGAAAAAAAAUCCAAACAAGUAAAAACACUGCUAGAGCAGCUCGGUGACCUUGGAGCAAAAGUGGAUGAUGACAUAGAUGAAUAUGUACUAGACUUGAAUGUGGAGAAUUUGGUUUCUUUUGCUUUCACCUGUCUUCAGAACUCAGAUAAUCUCUUGCGCAAACAAAAGAACUACCUGAACCCUUCAACAAUGAAAAAUCCCAGUGAAAAUACACCUGGCCUACAUUUUCAUGAAAAAAUGUGGACCCCUGAAGAACUCAUGUGCAUGAGGAAUAACUUUCAAACUUUUAAGAACUUGAUCACCUCAAAUAAGAGUAAAUCCACAAUAUUUAUUGUACAAAGUGUGCCCCCAACAUCAGAUUGUCCAAGUUCCUGCAUUCUAGUGUAUGAAAAUGGAUGCAGUGAUGCUAUCCCUUUUGCUCCUCCAUCAAAGCCAGCAUGUCCAAACAUCGAAGGUGUCACAGAUAACAGCAUAACAGUAACGCUGAGCUCUACAUGUGCUGCAACACUGGAGAGGAAGCUACUGUACAAAAUGAAACAAGAGGAUGACUGGAAAUCUCAGUCUGUCCAUGAGGAUAAAAUUACACUGAAAGAUCUUCAACAAGGCACUGAUUAUGAAAUAAAAUGUGGAGCAGUAGGAAAACUUGACUACAUGGUUGAAAGUGAUGUAACUCCCUGCUCUGUGGCUAAAAGCCAGAAGGACCUGAAGUCAACUAAAAGUCACUCGACACAGCAUGUGGGUGUAAUAACCAAACCAGAGAAACAGCCAAGUAACAUGGCACACACGGAGAAUGAGAGUAACCAAGGUGACCACGAUGAUAAUGAGAAGGAAGAUGGAUGGGUAACGAUAAACAAAGGUUCUGGCUGGCUAAAUGUGUUUACAGGAAACAAAUAUUUCAUUCUUUCAACUGGAAAAACAAUGAACACGGAUGCUACCAUAAUAAAACAUCUCAAAGACCAAAUACCAUAUCUACAGGAAGUGUCUGCAGUGGAGGAGAGUGAUUUCAUUCUGGUUUUCUGCCCUGUUGUUUCACGAGCUGGAACCGACAUUGAAGCAGCAGUGCAAAAGCUCCAUAAUAUUUCAGUCACCAAACAUGCUCUUCUAGUGGUGCUCCAUCACACGUUUGAUCCAGAGUGUGUUGUACCAGACAGCAGCAGAGCCGUAAAGAGAGAGAAUAUAGUCACAGUGGACUGUCUGUUCCAUGAAGAUCAGGGAUUACUGAAAUGCCCUAAGAAUGAUCAAUCAUUUGCCACUGUUACAAACCAUAUACAAUCUCUGGUUCCGAGGCAAACCUGUUACAUUUGGAAUGGAGCAUCACUGUGCCAGUUGCCCUUUUCACUACUACCUUCCUUUCCUUCUCUAAGUAUUCCAUUCAUGCAGGGCGAAGAGAAGACACAAGAACGAAACAUAGCACAUGUGUUUCCAGGAAAUAAAUAUUUCAUUCUUUCAACUGGAAAAACAAUGAACACGGAUGCUACCAUAAUAAAACAUCUCAAAAACCAAAUACCAGAUCUACAGGACGUGUCUGCAGUGGAGGAGAGUGAUUUCAUUCUGGUUUUCUGCCCUGUUGUUUCACGAGCUGGAACUGACAUUGAAGCAGCAGUGCAAAAGCUCCAUAAUAUUUCAGUCACCAAACCUGCUUUUCUAGUGGUGCUCCAUCACACGUUUGAUCCAGAGUGUGUUGUACCAGACAGCAGCAGAGCCGUAAAGAGAGAGAAUACAGUCACAGUGGACUGUUUGUUCCAUGAAGAUCAGGGAUUACUGAAAUGCCCUAAGAAUGAUAAUUCAUUUGCCACUGUUACGAACCAUAUACAACCUCCGGUGCCAAGACAAACCUUAUUCUUUCUAAAUAUAGGAGCUGGUAUAGAAGCACUGCAGAAUAUCAUUGGUUAUAUAGCAUCACUGCACGAGUGGAUCUUUUCACUACUACCUUCCUUUCCUUCUCUAAGUAUUCCAUUCAUGCAGGGCGAAGAGAAGACACAAGAACCCGAACUGAGGCUGGUGCUGCUGGGGAGGACGGGGUCUGGGAAGACUGCAGCAGGAAACACCAUCCUGGGCAGAGAGGAGAGGAACCAGGCUGCUACAUCUACAGAUACAUCUACAUCCACCCAGCAGAGCGAGAGCACACAGGGGGAGGUGGCUGGGAGGAAGGUGACUGUGGUGGACAUUUCUGACUGGUUCUCUCCCGGACUCUCUGUAGAGAAGCUGAGACAGGACGUGGGACACUGUCUGUCUGCUCCAGGACCCCACGCCUUCCUCCUGGUCAUACCUGUAAAGCAGCCUACAGGAGAGGAGAGAGGGAUGCUGGAGAAAAUGGAGGAGAUGUUUGGAGAGAGAUGUUGGAGAAACACCAUGAUCAUAUUCAGUGUUACUGAUGAGCUUCAGAAGAAGAAAAUUGAGGAGUUUAUCCAAUCAGGAAACCAGGAGGUCCAGAAACUUGUAGAGAAAUGUGGGAACAGGUUUCACUGUCUCAACAUUAAGGAGAGUGGAGAUGGUUCUCAGGUCUCAGAGCUGCUGGAGGAGAUAGAGAAGAUGGUGGAAGAAGAGAAGAAUGAGUUGACAAAGAGAGAACUCGAGAAGGAAGAAAAUGUGAAGAAACAAAGAAAAGAGAGAGAGGGAGAGGAGAGAGAUUUGGAGGAGAGGCACCAACAGGAGAUGGAGGAGAUCAGGGAGGUGUAUGAAGGAGAGGCCAGGAUGGGGGCAGAAGGUGGUAGAAAGAAGCAGGGUGAAAUCAUAUUGUUGUAAGAGAUUGAAAGAAUGAUCGUGCAGGCAAAAGGAAAAUCAAGGGAAGAGAACAAAAUGAAAAAGAAACAGAGUGAGGCAAACGUCAUAAAAUGCUUGCUGCAGGAAUUCUGGAAAUACAUUUUGACCCUAAAAUACGAAGAUGCAAGAAAGAGUUCAGCAGAUAGAGAAGAUGAAGUUGGUGAUACAUAAGCAUAAUCUCAAAGAACCAGACAACUUUCAAUAGGCAGAAAGAAUAAAUAGCAAUAUUAAGUUACAAAAAAGAGUUCAAAUAUUACUUCUCAUAAUAUUCUUAUAUGUAUAGUGUAUCAUGUAUAUGAUUGACUCAAUCUUGUUCCUUCUGUCCAUAAUCUUCUAAUGUAAUAGUAAAUCAUGUAGAAAUGUAUAAUUACAGCAGAGAAGCAUGGAAGUUGGGAUUAUUAAUUAGACAAUACACAUAUGUGUUUGAGACUCGGAGAGAUAAUUUCUAGGUGGCAUACAGGUGAAAUCAAGAAUGCUCUGUUUUUUUAAUCUUUAUAACACAUUUAGCUGUUAUGUUGUGAAAUGUUGCAUGUAUUGCUGAUAUGAUUACUAUCUGUACUUUUGCUAAUAGACUAUGCAUGAGUCUCCUUUGGUUUUCUUGUGUUCUGAGUCAUAAUAAAAAUGAAAGCAUGUUUUAUAUCCCA
Ictalurus punctatus (channel catfish) is the source of this 4758-nucleotide messenger RNA. RefSeq lists its product as uncharacterized. Gene Ontology annotation, molecular function: protein binding; GTP binding. The transcript is spliced from 16 exons. Bases 242 to 4096 code for a protein of 1284 amino acids. Lineage: Eukaryota; Metazoa; Chordata; Actinopteri; Siluriformes; Ictaluridae. The record is from RefSeq and is a predicted model, not a curated record.